AACUAUGGGGUUUAUAGGAAGAGCCACCAAAACAUGAAUUUUAUAUGUAUACUGUUUAUCAGUUGCUGCAUCGGAGAAGGUGAAACCGGCCACGAAGAGAAAAGAGAAAGGAGACUUGUGGUGAGGUGCCGGCAAAAAGUGUAAGCAGGAGAAGUGGGAAUAGGAAUAGGAAUAGGAAUAAGAAGGGUAUUUUGUUUUAUGGUAUGAAAAUGGCGGCGAGGCAAAUGGAAGAGAUACAGAGGAAACUGGGGAUGCUGAAUUAUCCAAGAGCCAAUGCUCCUGCUCAGUCCCUCCUCUUCGCUGGCAUGGAGCGCUACUCCCUUCUCGAAUGGCUCUUCUUCCGCUUAUUGGGUGACAAAUCCCCCUUCUCCCAACAAACUCUUCAAGGAGACACCAUGGAUCGCGACGAAGAGACUGCUCGUAUUCAGUAUUUGGCAGAGAUCGCCAAGUUUCUGGGUAUAACAACCAGUGUGGACACUGAAGCCAUUCAAGGACGAGGGAGCUAUGAAGAUCGCACCGAAAUGCUUCGUCUCAUUGUAGAUCUUGUGGAGGCCAGCAUCUAUGCUGAUAAUCCUGAUUGGAGUGUUGAUGAGCAGGUAACAAAGGACAUACAACUAAUUGAUUCCAUUGCUGAGAAGCAAGCUCAAAUUUUCUCCGAAGACUGCAAGUUGUUCCCUGCUGAUGUUCAGAUUCAAUCCAUAUACCCAUUGCAUGAUGUUUCUGAGCUAGAGACCAAGCUUGCAGAACAAUCAAAGAUACUCUUAAAUCUUCAACAAAAGGUUGAUGAUUUGGCAUCAAAGCAUGCAUACAACCCAGAUGAGGAGUAUAUGGAUGUGGAAUCCCAAUUGCGGGCACACUUGGAGUCGUUCCUUGAAACUGCAAGAUCAUUCAACAUGAUUUAUACUAAGGAAAUUCGUCCAUGGACACACAUGAUGGAGGUACCCCAGCUUCAUGGGUUUGGGCCAGCUGCCAAUCGCUUGUUGGAGGCCUACAAGAUGCUUUUGAAGUUCUUAGGGAACUUGAGAAAUCUUAGAGAUUCACAUGCAGCUCUUGCUGUUGGAUCAUCUGAAACAAUUGCUGGUGAGCCCUCAUCUGUGACCAGAAUAAUCUCGGAAUGUGAAUCUGCCUUGACAUUCUUAAAUCGUGACCUUGGAAUUCUUUCGGCGUCCAUUGCUCGUGAGCAGGAUGAAGAGGUAAAUUUAAGAUAAAAUUGUCACAAGUGGUGGAAAGAGUAUUAUUACUUUUCAUCUGGAAAUUUAUUGGAAAUCACAAUCUCAUGUUUCUGUAUAAUGAAUAACUUGAAUGGCUUAUGUGAGGGUAGUAAGUGUUUGGCAAUGUAGUGUGGUGUUUUGUUGUGGAUGUAAAACAGUGCAUGUAACGCUGGACUUCAGAAUUUUGCAUUGGAUAUGGAUCAACUGGAGGAACUCAGAAUCCUUGCUGA
Molecule: messenger RNA, 1441 nt
Organism: Ziziphus jujuba (common jujube)
Lineage: Eukaryota; Viridiplantae; Streptophyta; Magnoliopsida; Rosales; Rhamnaceae
Product: AUGMIN subunit 7
Exons: 9
Coding region: 204-1208 (334 amino acids)
Biological process (GO): centrosome cycle; spindle assembly
Cellular component (GO): HAUS complex
Molecular function (GO): microtubule minus-end binding
Source: RefSeq, a predicted model, not a curated record